GGCACUUCUGAUAGUUCUCCCAGCACACAGCUCUUGAAAGCUACCAGCCUCGUGAAAAGAGAACAGACACAGAGAGAGAACAGAGAGGUAGUGGGACACAAAUUACAGCUAACGCAGGAUUGCCCGAGAGACCGGCUGAUUUCCAGCUUGAAACUUCAUUUUUGAAGGAUAAAAUCAAGAGGAAACAAUGACAGAUGAUCAAGACCUUUCUGAAGUAGAAAUGAGUCCUGUUGGUUCUGAAGACCACCACUGUCUUUCGCCAGGACCUUCCAUGGCAUCAGACACCAACUCUCAUCUUACCAACUCUGGCAAUGGUGAGAUGGGGAAAGUGAAGAAGGAACAACAAGACACAGAGGCAGAUGAUGAUAAGUUUCCAGUGUGCAUCCGGGAGGCAGUGAGCCAGGUACUGAGUGGUUAUGAUUGGACCCUAGUGCCCAUGCCUGUGCGUGUCAAUGGAAGCAGCAAGAGCAAGCCCCAUGUCAAGCGGCCUAUGAAUGCCUUCAUGGUGUGGGCUCAAGCGGCCCGGAGGAAGCUGGCUGAUCAGUAUCCUCACCUUCACAAUGCAGAACUUAGUAAGACACUUGGGAAGCUCUGGAGAUUACUGAAUGAAAGUGACAAACGACCUUUCAUUGAAGAAGCAGAGCGGCUACGGAUGCAGCACAAGAAAGACCACCCUGACUAUAAGUACCAACCACGGCGUCGGAAAAAUGGCAAGGCUGCCCAAGGAGAAAAUGAUGGCCAGGCUGAUGGGGAAGCUGGUGGAGCUGCAGCUAUUCAAGCCCACUAUAAGAAUGCCCAUAUGGACCAUAGGCAUCCUGGAGAAGGAUCUCCCUUGUCUGAUGGGCAUCCUGAACAUUCUUCAGGUCAGAGCCAUGGACCUCCCACUCCACCAACUACACCGAAGACGGAGCUCCAGACGGGUAAGGCUGACUCCAAACGGGAUGGGCGUUCCCUUGGGGAAGGAGGAAAGCCCCACAUCGACUUUGGCAAUGUGGAUAUCGGGGAGAUCAGCCACGAAGUGAUGUCCAAUAUGGAGCCCUUCGAUGUCAACGAGUUUGAUCAGUAUCUUCCACCAAAUGGACAUGCUGCUCACCCAGGCCAUGUGGGGGGUUAUGCCACAGCUGCUGGUUACGGCCUUGGUAGUGCCCUGGCUGCAGCCAGUGGACACUCUGCCUGGAUCUCCAAGCAGCAUGGAGUCUCUUUGUCUGCUGCCACAUCCUCAGUGGUAGAUUCGAAGACACAAGUAAAAACAGAGGGCUCUACUCCUGGGGGUCAUUAUACUGACCAACCCUCCACUUCCCAGUUAGCUUACACAUCACUCAGUCUGCCCCAUUAUGGCUCAGCUUUUCCCUCUAUAUCCAGGCCCCAGUUUGAUUAUCCUGAUCACCAACCUUCAGGACCCUAUUACAGCCACUCUAGUCAGGCUUCUGGUCUCUACUCAGCCUUCUCAUAUAUGGGGCCCUCUCAGCGUCCUCUGUACACUGCCAUCUCUGACCCAGCCCCUUCAGUGCCACAGUCCCACAGCCCCACACACUGGGAACAGCCUGUGUAUACAACCCUCUCAAGACCCUAGGGAAUGGGGAGCAGUGACCAAAGCAGCAGCGGAAAAGCUCCAAAGAAUCAGCCCCAGAAGAUGAGCCUCCAAGUUCCAAGGUCUUUUGGUGUCAUCCAUUCGCCAGAAUCCACAGAAUAUCCGGGGAUGUCUAUCAUGACCACAGUUAUCGAUGGCUCACCUGGCUGGAGGAAGGUUCCCAACCACCCCCCCUACUCCCAGUCCCUGAGUGGCUUUCAAGAUCCCAUAGGCCUUCUAAAGGAGGGUGAUUCUAGGCAUGGAGCAACAAGUCAUGGUUGGUUUUUGUAAGGCAGAUUGAGGGUUUUAAGUAAUUACAAGAAUAACAUUGAGAGAUAAUUCCUCCCUUCUCUUCCCCCAUCCUCAACUGUCCAAACAAUCUGUCUGAUAUUUUAAGAAAGAAACCAAUAACCAUAACUUUGCCACAGUCUAUGGGUAAAUUAUGGCUAGAGCUGGGCACGCUGUGGUGGAUAUGUUACAGAAGAAAUGCAGUGAUGCAGCUGUUGUGGACAGAGCUCUAGGACAUUCGUGCUUCAGAGUUGCACAUGCAUGAAAUUUAGUUCUCCAUUGGAAGAUCACCCUGUGCUUGCUUUUCCUGUUGUACUUGGCAUCUCAGUUUCUGCCUAUCUAUUCCAUCGCCUCUCUGCUGCCUGGCUCUCUUAAGACUUAACUACACAGUACAUUGGACUCAGGAACUGUAUUAUAUGAUCUGGCCACUUUUGCAUGUAAGUGCAUCCAUGUGCACACACCUGCUGGUCCCUUGACCAUAAAUGGCAAAGCAGACUGAAUUUUCAUUCUUGGUAAUGAACGUUUUGUAUUCCUAGUCUCUUCCCAGUACUUCAUGGUUCCUUUCUAACUCUCCCAACUAUCCUUCUAAUAGUCAAAAAAAUAUCCUGCCAAAGCCAAUGUUUUUUCUUCUGGCAUGCUUAUGAAUGUGUUUUCCAUGUAUGAGUGUGUAUAUGUGGGUGUAGGGAAAUUGAGGAAAGACAGCAAGUCAGUAUGGUUUUUUUCCUUCAUGCUUAAUUAGAGAACAAAAGUGCCACAGCAUUAAUCUUAUUGUUUCAUGAAACAUCUUAGGAUGUUUGGGUGCCUGAGGCAGAAUGUUCAAAUGAUAUCCAGAAAUGGUAAAAAUAUUAGCUGAUCAUUUGCUGCCCUUCAAUCAUUAACCAAAAUCAGCUAUAAAUGGAGGACUGUGUUACCAUGCCUUUUGGCCACAAAGUAAAAGCAUGGAAACAUCAAUGCACUAGAAACAACAGAUACUAUGGAAGUACAUGAGAAAAAGCCAUUACUGGCUGUAGUAGUCUUUCUCAAACUUGGCAGCUUGAAGACGCAUGACUUCAAUUCCCAGAAUUCUCCAACCAGCAUCUUCAAGUUGUCAAGGUUGAGAAACACUGAGCUAUAGUAUUGUAUGUUAGUGUUACGUUUUGUUUUUCCCAACAUCUUUAGACUGAGACGGCUGAGGUUUGCCUGCCCCAAGUUAUGAACUUAUAUAUGCUUACUUCCAUGUUCAGCUAUGGAUAAUUAUCUUUUCUCUAUGGUAUUUGAAAAGAACAUGUAGUAUGGCUGUAUCUCUUAUAAUCUAUUAACUGCUAUGCACCCUUAUUUAUGCAAGUAGCAUAUCUUUUCCUGUCCCCAAUGCUACAAACUUAAGUUGUCCUAGCAUCAUUAACUUUGCAUCAAAUGUAUGGAGUAAUAAACUUUAAAUGUUUUAGCUAUG
Ahaetulla prasina is the source of this 3287-nucleotide messenger RNA. RefSeq names its product SRY-box transcription factor 10 (gene SOX10). The transcript has 4 exons. Gene Ontology annotation, molecular function: RNA polymerase II cis-regulatory region sequence-specific DNA binding; DNA-binding transcription factor activity, RNA polymerase II-specific. The coding region runs from base 188 to 1573 and encodes 461 amino acids. Gene Ontology annotation, biological process: enteric nervous system development; neural crest cell migration; peripheral nervous system development. Lineage: Eukaryota; Metazoa; Chordata; Lepidosauria; Squamata; Colubridae. The record is from RefSeq and is a predicted model, not a curated record. Gene Ontology annotation, cellular component: nucleus.